Amaranthus tricolor (Joseph's coat) is the source of this 892-nucleotide messenger RNA. RefSeq names its product mitochondrial pyruvate carrier 1. Gene Ontology annotation, biological process: pyruvate import into mitochondria. Lineage: Eukaryota; Viridiplantae; Streptophyta; Magnoliopsida; Caryophyllales; Amaranthaceae. Gene Ontology annotation, cellular component: mitochondrial inner membrane. The transcript has 5 exons. The record is from RefSeq and is a predicted model, not a curated record. Bases 317 to 652 code for a protein of 111 amino acids.
UGAACGGUAUAAUUGGGUGUACUAUAUACCAUUCGUUCUGGGUUUGUUCUAUCCUUGUUCCACAUUGGCGUUCCCAAUUUUCAUUGCUCUAUCGCCAUUCGCCUCCAUUACUGGUACCACUUUCCUCUCCAUUGUUUUCUGCAUAAUUUAUUAUUUCAGUUUCAUGCUCCCAAUUCCUAACGUAUCCCAUCAUUCUUUCAUUUGUUUCCUUCAUUGUUUGAUUAUCCAAACAUACUGCAAAGUUAGGUUUUCCCGCUGCGCGACUUGAUUUUGGUGUUGAUCAGAUUUCAAAAACGGAUGUGAUUAUCGUUACCACAUGUAUCACAUGGCUUCUAAAUUUAAAGCGUUUUUAAACAGCCCCGUUGGACCUAAAACAACUCAUUUCUGGGGGCCUGUUGCAAAUUGGGGAUUUGUUAUAGCUGGGCUUGUGGACAUGAAUAAACCACCUGAAAUGAUAUCAGGCAACAUGACUGCAGCAAUGUGUGUUUACUCUGGACUAUUCAUGAGGUUUGCAUGGAUGGUACAGCCCCGCAACUACCUUCUUUUAGCAUGCCAUGCUUCAAAUGAAACUGUGCAGCUAUACCAACUAUCACGGUGGGCUAGAGCUAACGGGUACUUAUCACAAAAGAAAGAGGAAGCCCCGUCACAAUGAUUCCUCCAUCUUCACAUAAAAAUGGUAAUCACCAGAGUUUUUGUAAGAAAUCUUUGAAUUAGCAAUAAGCAUUCAUGUAUACUACCAAAGGGGGCUUGCUUCAGAAAUUUCUGAUUUUUUUUUUUUUGUGUUGCUCUCCUUCAUACAAUUUGAUGCUAUUUGAAACAUUGUAACAUUGUAACAUUUAGAGUUGGGAUCCUGCAACUCACAAACAUCACCAGUGAUGCUAUUUGAAAUGAA